Molecule: messenger RNA, 588 nt
Organism: Penicillium digitatum Pd1
Lineage: Eukaryota; Fungi; Ascomycota; Eurotiomycetes; Eurotiales; Aspergillaceae
Source: RefSeq, a predicted model, not a curated record
AUGAAUUCUCUCGUUUCUACCUUACCCGGUGGCGAGUCUUACUUCCCUUCGGCGGAGAAGACGAACGACGGUGCAGUGCUUCCGUCUGACGAGGUCAGCAUUCCCCCACCUGAUCAAUUACCACUGGACGCAUUGGGGGACAUAGAUGUCUCCAAAGGUGAAAGCACUGCUGGUGACACCGAUGGUGCUGACUUUCAGUUGACCAAAAAGAAAGUGGACGAAAGAAACCUCUUCAGGCAAGAAGACAUGGAAUCUCAGCAGUCUCAAAAGGACAAAGUAGCCCAGCCAGCGGCUAAGUCUGUCGAAUUUGGUUUGGAAGACUCCCCAGAAACCAAGUUUGUCACAAAUGUGGAUACCCUUGAACGCCGAAUAAAGUCUAGAAUGCCUUUGAAUUGGUCACAGGGGGAAUUUUACACAAUAAUUCCCGCUAGCCGCGAUAGGAUUCGCUUUUCUAAGGCUCGUCAAGAGUCUCGAAUGGAAUUUUUCCCGGCGAAGUUCAUCGGUUAUUUGCAAGACGCGGGCUCGAAACUCACCACAGCAAAGAUGGUAUACACUGUUGAGAGUCGCCAUGGUACCCCAAGAAACUAG